This is a messenger RNA of Cebus imitator (Panamanian white-faced capuchin), 1842 nucleotides long. RefSeq names its product solute carrier family 2, facilitated glucose transporter member 3-like. Gene Ontology annotation, biological process: monosaccharide transmembrane transport. Gene Ontology annotation, cellular component: membrane. NCBI's taxonomy places the organism in Eukaryota, Metazoa, Chordata, Mammalia, Primates, Cebidae. The record is from RefSeq and is a predicted model, not a curated record. Gene Ontology annotation, molecular function: hexose transmembrane transporter activity.
AUGACAAAACAAUCCUACCUGUCUGUAACCAAGAUUCAGGACGUUGGAAAGUUCUCGCAUCUGCUGAAGGCUGAGCCCUACGGCGCGCUGGCGGCGACAUCCGGGGCACCGCCGCCCUGCCGGGGUCGGAGGGCGGGGGGACGAUGCCGGAGGGCGCGCCCUGAGGGACCCCAGCAGCAGCCCGGGCCGGACUCUGGAGGGAAGGUGAGAGCCCGAGGGGGCCGGCGACCCCGACCGCGAGCGGGAGCGUCGCUUGCAGCGCGGGCGGGUGCUUGUCGUGCUGACGGAGGGCGCCCGAAGAGCCGAGUCGCGUUUUGCGACCACACGGGACCGGAGCCGGACCCAAGGCUGUUCGAGGCGGUUCGUCGGUCCCGCUGGCUGCGGGCGCGGCGCCCGGGCGGCGCGUGGGUGAGCGAAGCCGCGGGGCCCGACCGCAGUCGCGCGCGGGUUUCGGGGGGCGGGUGCCCCGCGUGCUCCCUGCGACUAUUCUCUCUUCCCUGUCCUCUCUCCCUCCAGGUCACCCCAGCUCUGAUCGUUGCCAUCACAGUUGCUACAAUCGGCUCUUUCCAGUUUGGCUACAACACUGGGGUCAUCAACGCUCCUGAGAUGAUCAUAAAGGAAUUUGUCAAUAACACUUUGAAGAGCAAGAAAAAUGCCCCUCCUUCUGAGAUGUCGCUGACGUCCCUCUGGUCCUUGUCCGUGGCCAUAUUCUCCGUGGGUGGUAUGAUCGGCUCCUUCUCCGUCGGACUCUUUGUCAAUCGCUUUGGCAGGCGCAAUUCAAUGCUGAUCGUCAACCUGCUGGCUGUCACCGGCGGCUGCCUUAUGGGCCUGUGUAAAGUAGCUGAGUCGGUGGAAAUGCUGAUCCUGGGCCGCUUGGUUAUCGGCCUCUUCUGCGGACUGUGCACAGGCUUUGUGCCCAUGUACAUUGGAGAGAUCUCGCCUACUGCCCUGCGGGGUGCCUUUGGCACUCUCAACCAGCUGGGCAUCAUUGUCGGAAUUCUGGUGGCCCAGAUCUUUGGUCUGGAAUUCAUCCUUGGGUCUGAAGCGCUGUGGCCAGUGCUACUGGGCUUUACCAUCCUUCCUGCUGUCCUACAAAGUGCAGCCCUUCCAUUUUGCCCUGAAAGUCCCAGAUUUUUGCUCAUUAACAGAAAAGAAGAGGAGAAUGCUACGGGGAGCCACACAUAUUACUGGAGAAAAAUAUGCUUUCAGACUUUCCAGAGCAGCAGAGCUGGGACUAGGCAGGUGUUCUAUUACUCAACAGGAAUCUUCAAGUAUGCAGGUGUUCGAGAACCCAUCUAUGCCACUGUCGGUGCGGGUGUGGUUAAUACUAUCUUCACUGCAGUUUCCCUAUUUCUGGUGGAAAGGGCAGGAAGAAGGACUCUGCAUAUGAUAGGCCUUGGAGGGAUGGCUUUUUGUUCCCUGCUCAUGACUGUUUCUUUGCUACUAAAGGAUGACCAUAAUGGCAUGAGCUUUGUCUGUAUUGGGGCUAUCUUGGUCUUUGUGGCCUUCUUUGAAAUUGGACCAGGCCUUCCCUGGUUUAUUGUGGCUGAACUCUUCAGCCAGGGCCCCCGCCCAGUUGCGAUGGCAGUGGCCGGCUGCUCCAACUGGACCUCCAACUUCCUAUACUAUUUAGGACCCUACGUUUUUAUUGUCUUCACCGGCUUCCUCGUUACCUUCCUGAUCUUUACCUUCUUCAAAGUCCCUGAGACCCGUGGCAGGACUUUUGAGGAUAUCACGCGGGCCUUUGAAGGGCAGGCACAUGGUGCAGAUCGAUCCGGGAAGGAAGGCGUCGUGGAGAUGAACAGCAUCGAGCCUGCUAAGGAGACCACCACCAGUGUCUAA